This is a messenger RNA of Talaromyces rugulosus, 645 nucleotides long. RefSeq lists its product as uncharacterized. Bases 1 to 645 code for a protein of 214 amino acids. The transcript has a single exon. The record is from RefSeq and is a predicted model, not a curated record. NCBI's taxonomy places the organism in Eukaryota, Fungi, Ascomycota, Eurotiomycetes, Eurotiales, Trichocomaceae.
AUGGACACCUCCAGCCAGGCAAACGUCCCCCAGCCCCCCAAGCAAUCGGCCUACACUCAACCAUCCAACCCCGUCUCUCAAGACCCUCUUGAGCAGCGUGGCCAGCCACAAACCCAACAACUUGGCGCCACCUCUCAACCACCAUCAUCAUCAUCAAGAGCUACCAGACGAGGAUACGGCGAUGCCCCAGCUGCCAUCCAUCGCACUGCCGAUUCUAAGCCCUCCUCCGACGACAAACUAGCCAAACUAGAACAAGACCGCCAGCAAAAGCUACAGCCAGAAUACAAACGAGGCCAUAUUGACCUCGAAUACGGCAUCGAGCAGCAACCUGCAGAAGGUGACAUUGCAGCUGCCGUCGAGAACAAUACCAAUUCUUCGCAGGGCUACUAUAAUCGCGUGCAACCAGGCGCGCACGCUGGCCCCGUCGGAAGCAGCACGCCGGGAUACGAGCAAGAUAUGGCGGCGCAAAUGGAUCGCAAGAGAGCAGAGCAUGAUCGGGUUCUGGCCCAGAAAGCUGAGAAGAGCUCUGGUUCGGAAGGAGACGAGGCGGAGCGCCGCCAGCUGCGUGAGAGGAAAUUGAAGCAGAAUGAGCAGCUCGAUGUCAAGGGUGCUGUAAAGGCAAGCACCGGUGAUCCGGUAGUGUGA